CCCUCUCGCGGCAGAUUUGCUUAUUUAGGGUUAUCUAUUUAAUAUCUUUCCCAUUCUUGAGAGUUAUAGCCUUCGAUCAUCAACGGCAUACCAAGAACUAAUAAAUCUAUUGAGAAGCGUGAACCUGCUGAACAUCCAGGAUUGAGCUCCAUUACGGCGCGCUUUGGGUUUCGUGAUUCGGAUUCAAUUACCAAAUUGUUGCUAUCGAUUAACGACAUGAUCUGUAUCCAACUUGCUGCUAUUGUGACUGGAGUUCAAGCCAUUGCUGCCAAGAUUGACAGUGUGCCGAGAUUGCAAUCUUAAUUGUUGCCGAAAUUGGAAGAUUGAACCAGCUGUUGGGAUUGGCAGCCUCCAUUACUGUCGAGACUGAAAGUUCCAAUUAACUUUGAGAUUGAAAGCCUCAGUUGCAAUCUGUUGUGGGAUACAGAGUUGUGAUUGUAGGCCGAUGAUACAUAGGGAAGGUGCAUGGAUUCUCUUUUAAUGUUAAUUCAGGGGUUGUGGAAUUGCUUGAGCUUAAUUCAUUCAGGAUUUCUAUCAGUCCAUCUAGAUUGUUGAGUACCUAUGCUUUAUGCACUGAAGAUUCCUUGAAGUUUUAUCAGACGGUUAUUUUGCAUGAAGCAGCAGCCUCACAGAUAUAAAGGUACCUUUUGGUGAAAAAUAAAGAUGUUAAUUAUGCAUUUUGGAUUGACUUUACAGGUUUUUUGGUUGCUAAAACAUCUCAUUUUUCAUGUAAGUACAUCUUUUAAUGUUAUUUUAUCAUGCUGGACAUUUAUGGGUUAAUUCAAGUGGUGAAAAUAUUCUAGGCAGACUGCCAUUUUUAAGAUGUGAUCCAAAACGUGCAUGAGCACACACAUGCACAGGAAGACUGCACUAUAAAAGCACAUGAGUAGAUUAUUUACUAAGAGACUUCUACAUAUAAAAUUCAUGGCCAUGGUACCCAUUCUUUACUAAUUUGGGAUUAAGGCUUCAUUGUUGUUUAAAGACUUAAAAAGUUAUAAAUAUGGCUAUUACAGGGCUGGAGGAUGAUUCUUUGGAUUCUCAUUGAUUUUUUCAGCAACUUAGGUUUUAUUUGCUUGAGUUUUCGGAUUGCUGAUGCAAGCAUUGGUGUUCUCAUAUUUUUCUUUUAUCAAUUUCAUUUUAAAGUUUUCCUUAUGUUCUAUUUUCUGGUUUUGAAUGAUGAAUGUGUCCACUACUUAGUUUUUGAAGAUGCAAAGUUGAUAAAACAUUUCUAUUGUUUGCUAUGUUUUUAUGGUAGUUUCUUUGAUUAUGUUAUAUUUUCUGCUAUCAAUUGCAUCAUAAAGAAGUGUGUACUUGAGUUAGUUCAAAUGAUUUCAGAUUAGGAUAAUUUUCUAAUAGCAAGUUUUAUUCUACUGAUUAGAAAUAAAAUCUGCCAAAAUUAUAGACGUUUAAUAUGGGAGCUCAAAAAAUUGCACCACAGCAGCAGCAUACCUUCUGCUCUGGUGCAUAGCUCCUAUGCUUCGUAGCUGUUAUGGUGCACAGCAGCUAUGGUCCAUAGUUGCUGUGGUGCACAGCAGUAGCAGGUCUGCUGCUGUGGUAGCAGCAGACACCACAACAGUAGCAGGUCUGCUGCUGUGGAAGCAGCAGGCACCACAACAGUAGCAAGUCUGCUACUGUAAGAAGCAGGUGCUUGCUGUGUUAGCAUCAGGCACCUGCUGCUGUGCAGCACUUGCUGUUGUGGUGCACGGCAGCAGGCACUUGCUGCUGUUUGUGGCUGUGCACCACAGCAGCAGGUCUGCCUUUGGAUUGAUAACCUAUCAAACUUGUGCUUUUGGAUUGUUGCAAUAGGCACCUUUUGCCUUUGGAUUGUUGCUGCUGUGGUACAAAAUUGAUUGAUAACAUAUUAAACUUCUGCCUUUGGAUGAACAAAAUAAAUUAGCUAAAAGAAUCUUUCAAAAAUCAGUGCAUGAAACAAAGUUUACACCAUCAAGUUAUAGGAUAGUAGAAGGGAGAAUGAAAUGAUUCAAAGGCCUAAACCAAUUUCUAUUGAGAUCCUAUUGAAUUUCUGCUUUUGGAUUAACAAAAUAAAUUUGGUGAAGGAAUCAUUGAAGACAAACAGCUGGACAUGUUUAACAAAUAUUUCACUCAAUAUUGCAGAACAAGCAAUGGGGUUUCACAUAAAAAGAAUAAUCCGAGUGACCAUAUUUAUCUCAUAUUUCGAAGGAUAAAUUUUAAUUUAGUAUCUAUGUUUAUUCUUAUUUCAUGACUUUCAUAUAAUCUUAUACAUGAGUUUAAAUGUAGUUUAGAGCAGUAUGAUGGAAUCUAUCCUCAGUAUUCAAUUUUGAUCCAUUACUACAAUUCUUAUAUAAUUAGUAAUUUUAUAUUUUUUAUUAAUAGUAAACAAAAUAAAUUUAUUUGAAUUUCAAUAUAUAAGUUUCUUUUUCUAAUUUUAAUUAAAAAUAUCUUGUACAAGCAGGUGCAGCAGAAGUGCACUAGCAGGUGCACCUGCUGGUGCACUUUUGGAAUUACAAAUACUCUCAAGCUUUUACAAAUACUUCAUUAGCCUAUUUGUUUAUUUAAUUCCUAAGGAUCUUGUUGACAGUGCAUCUAUUUGUUUAUUUAAUUCCUAAGUUUUUACAAAUACUCUUAAGCUUUUACAAAUACUUCGUUAGUCUAUUUGCACCUAUUUGUUUAUUUAAUUCCUAUGCUAAUGUCUUGUAGAAGCUCAAUCUUUUAUGUCUUCUCUCUUUGCAAAUAAAAGAUGAUUUCGCACUAACUCUUUCUGGUUUUCUUUUACUAAUUUUUUUUUAUGUCUCCUAUAGAGAGAGCUGAGAGUUAUUUUGAGUAACUCACUAAGCACACAACAUAGAUUUGAAAAGGUCUACUAUAGUUGUCGUGCCAAAUAUUGCUAUUUAAUUUGUUUUAUAUUUGAUCUUAAUGAUUCUAUAUGAAAGAAAGCAAAAUUGUUGAUUUUUAAAGGGUCCAUUUACAUUUACUAAAUUUAAUUAGAUUAGUUACAAGUAACAAGUGAAAUUAUCCCAUUAAUAUCUGCACCACCCUUAUUUUGGAUUAGCAGUUUAUGGUUGAGGUGGUAAAUGUUUUGUUUUUUAUGAAGUUUAAAGCCACUUAUCAUUUUUUUAGCUUGUUGUUGAACCAUUCAUGUAUUAUUAAAAAUGCCUGACUGGAAGACCCUAUUUCUCUGUAUAUCUUAUUUGUCUGACUUUUUGUAUUCUCAAUACAACAGUAUCUCACUAGAGUAGAGUGGCUUAUAAGGAAUCAAGAUCUAUUUAGUUUCUUCAGGAUUUUGACUACUAGCGCGAAUGCAGAUAAUAAAGUAUUGGAUAGAUAAUAAACUAUUGGAUAUUGUUACGAUGUCAUGUGCCCACUAGAAGAUUUCUAAUUCCUCUGCUAACAUUCAUGUCAGGUUUAUGCCUCUACUGUACAAGUACACAACUAUCCUGUGACUGCUUUCCAAUGGCAUCCAGAGGGAUAUAAACGUAAUUUUACCUAUUUCAAUCGUUGAGGAUGGCCUGUGCUGAUUUUAGCAGUGUGAACGCUGAAGAACGGCCAUGGAAAGAUCACAAAACAGACCAAACCAAACCAAACUAAACUAAACCCGAUUCCUCUCAUACAAAUGUAAAAGCUUUGCCUUUCGGUUCUCCUCCUGUUUCUAUCUCUUUCUCCUUGUCCGUUUCUAUGGAAUCUCCUACUUUUUCAUUCUGGACCUCGGCUUCUCUGCUGCCCUUCUCACUGGUUCUUUUUCAUGUUGUUCUGAUCGGUGCAGAGUCUUCAGUUAAUCCUCCCGUUCAAGUAGAGCCAAAAGCAUAUCAGCCAUUGUUUGAUUGUGAAGGACAUGAUGGAAAGGAUCAGGAUACAUUUUCUGGUGCUAGACUUGGAAAUCCUCUGGAUGAAAAGGACAUUGACAUAAUUGCAACAUAUAGUGGCACUUCUGGCGAUAUUCAGAUUAGGAGGGUGAAAAUGAAGGACUUGUCUGCUUCCUGGGUUUUGGAAAAUCCCAUAGAUAAAGGCCAUAAUCAGCCAAAGGCUUCCUCGACAUCAAAGGACUCAUUUCAAUCUGUUCCCAAACUUCAAGAUAAUGUUGAGCAUUCUGGGAAUCAACAACUUCCUAAUUUAGCAACAAGUCCAGUGAGGCUGCAGCGUCGGCUAUUGAGGCAAAGAAGGAGGGAUCUUCGAACUGCAUUGCUAGUUCGGGAAGAUGAAGAAGCGGACAACCAGACAAGAGCAGCAGCAAUAAAACAAUCUGAAAGCUUGGACACCACUGUCAAGGGAAAGUACAGUAUAUGGAGAAGAGACUAUGAGAAUACACAUUCUGAUGCUGUGUUGAAACUAAUGCGGGAUCAGAUUAUUAUGGCUAAAGCAUAUGCAAAUAUAGCCAAAUCUAAUAAUGAAACCAGCCUUUAUGACUUGCUUAUGAAACAUUCUAGAGAAAGUCGACAUGCUAUUGGAGAGGCUACAUCAGAUGCUGAGCUCCACCCUAGUGCACUUGCUCAAGCUAAAGCAAUGGGUCAUGUGCUCUCUAUAGCAAAGGAUAGAUUGUAUGACUGUCCUACUAUGUUGCGGAAGUUACGUGCUAUGCUUCAGUCAAGUGAAGAGAAUGUAAAUGCUGUGAAGAAGAAGAGUGCCUUCUUGAUUCAACUAGCUGCAAAAACAAUUACAAAACCAUUGCAUUGUCUUCCUUUGCGGCUUGCUGCUGACUAUUUCUUGCUCGGUUAUCAAAAUAGAGAGUAUCCAAACAAAGAAAAGCUUGAGGAUCCCUCUCUUUAUCACUAUGCCAUCUUUUCUGAUAAUGUACUAGCAACAUCUGUGGUGGUUAAUUCCACAGUGCUUCAUGCAAUAGAUCCCGGAAAACACGUUUUCCAUAUAGUCACAGAUAAAUUGAACUUUGCAGCAAUGAAAAUGUGGUUUCUUGUCAACCCCCCUGCAAAAGCAACAGUACAUGUUCAGAAUAUUGAUGAUUUUAAGUGGUUGAAUUCCUCGUACUGUUCUGUUCUACGUCAGCUUGAAUCUGCCAGGGUUAAAGAAUACUACUUCAAGGCGAAUCAUCCUUCCUCCCUCACUGCUGGGUCUGAUAAUCUCAAAUACAGGAAUCCAAAAUAUUUGUCUAUGCUGAAUCAUCUUAGAUUCUACCUCCCUGAAGUUUAUCCAAAGCUAGAUAAGAUCCUUUUUUUGGAUGACGAUAUUGUGGUUCAGAAGGAUUUGACGCCGCUUUGGUCUGUUGAUCUGAAGGGGAUGGUGAAUGGUGCAGUGGAGACUUGUAAGGAGAGCUUUCAUAGAUUUGAUAAGUAUCUCAAUUUCUCUAAUCCAAAGAUAUUUGAGAAUUUCAGUCCAAAUGCUUGUGGUUGGGCAUUUGGAAUGAACAUUUUUGACUUGAAGGAGUGGAGAAGACAAAAUAUCACUGGAAUAUAUCAUCAUUGGCAAGAUCUGAAUGAGGAUAGAACUCUUUGGAAGUUGGGAACAUUGCCUCCUGGAUUGAUCACUUUCUAUAAUCUAACCUGUCCGUUGGAUCGUCGCUGGCAUGCCCUGGGACUUGGUUAUGACCCAGCCCUUAACCAAACUGAGAUUGAAGAUGCAGCUGUAGUUCAUUACAAUGGAAAUUACAAGCCUUGGUUGGAUUUGGCUAUCACCAAGUACAAGUCUUACUGGUCUAAAUAUGUAAAGUAUGAUAACCCUUAUCUCCAACUUUGCAACAUUAGCGAAUGAUAGUUUCUUGAGGAAAAUUUUUGUCAAGUGCCUUGUAGAAAUAUUUUUAUUCUUUAUAAACAUAGUUCAUUCAAUUUGUCAUUUCCAA
Molecule: messenger RNA, 5767 nt
Organism: Manihot esculenta (cassava)
Lineage: Eukaryota; Viridiplantae; Streptophyta; Magnoliopsida; Malpighiales; Euphorbiaceae
Product: probable galacturonosyltransferase 3
Exons: 14
Coding region: 3655-5679 (674 amino acids)
Molecular function (GO): polygalacturonate 4-alpha-galacturonosyltransferase activity
Source: RefSeq, a predicted model, not a curated record